AUGUUCCCAAAUAGGAACCAUCAUUAUAUGGGGAUUCUCCAGUUACUUCUUCAUUUCAGGUGGACAUGGAUUGGGGUGAUUUAUCUGCAUGUCCAGAGUGCAGAAGUGUUUGUGCAUAGCGUGCUUCCCAUCUUUUCCCAGAAAGGUAUCUGCUUUGCCUUCAUAGAAAGAUUUCCCAAAAUAGCAGCUUCCAAUAGUGUUGUUGAACGGAUGGACAAGGGGAUGCAUUUAUACAAUACUGCCAUGACAAGCACUGCCAACGUGGUGGUGGUCCACGGUGAAAUUCAGAGCAUGAUGAUUUUGAGAAUGUUGCUGUAUUUCUCAAAUUUUGAGAACAGACCAGUGAAGGAAAAGAUCUGGAUUAUGACAGCCCAGAUGGAAUUCACAUCACUUGCCUUUCAAAGAGAUUGGGACUUAGACUUCAUCCAUGGUGCUAUAUCCUUUGCCAUUCACUCAGAGGAGAUGCCGGGAUUCCAGGAAUUUCUUCAGAGGAGAAACCCUCAACUGGACAAAGAAGAUGGCUUUAUCAAAGACUUCUGGAAAGAUGCAUUUAAGUGCUGUUUCUGUGACUCUGAGUCAGAUAUGAAGACUAAGAAAAUCUGCACUGGGAAGGAGACACUGGAGAGUCUUCCUGGGUCUGUUUUUGAAAGGAGCAUGACUAGCCAUAGCUACAAUGUUUACAACGGUAUCUAUGCUGUGGCACAUGCUGUGCAUGCCAUGCAGUCAUCCAAAUUCAGACAAAAAAGCAUGAUGGAUGGAGGGACCUGGAAGCUGAAUCAAGCACCAUGGCAGCUCCACCAUUUCCUGAGAAGCAUCUCAUUUAACAACAGUGCUGGGGAAGAGGUUUCCUUUGACCAAAAUGGGGAACUGGUAGCUGGAUUUGAUAUUAUCAACUGGGUCACCUUCCCAAACCAGUCCUUUCUGAGAGUCAAAGUUGGAAGGAUAGACCCCAAGUCUCCUCCUGAUAAUGUAUUCACCAUUUGUGAAGAUGCCAUUCUGUGGCCAAGCAGGUUUAAUCAGGUGCACCCCCUUUCUAUGUGUAAUGGCAUUUGCCAUCCAGGUUAUAGUAAGAUGAAGAAGGAAGGGGAGCCAUUUUGCUGCUAUGAUUGCUUUCCAUGUCCAGAAGGGAAGAUUUCUACCCAUGAAGAUAUGGAUGACUGUUUUCCCUGUCCAGAAGAUCAUUAUCCUAACAAUGAUCAGGAUUUAUGCAUUUCCAAAAUUAUAAGCUUCUUAUCUUAUGAAGAAACACUGGGAGUCAGUCUAGCCAUUUCUGCCCUUUCUUUAUCGUUCAUCACUGUUUUGGUCCUUGGGAUCUUCAUUAAAUUCCAGGACACUCCCAUUGUGAAAGCCAACAACCGGGACCUCACCUAUGUUCUUCUCAUCUCCCUCAAGCUAUCUUUCCUUUGUGCUUUACUAUUCAUUGGCCGACCUGGGAAGUUCACGUGCCUCCUUCGACAAACAGCUUUUGGCGUCAUCUUCUCUCUAGCUGUGUCUUGUAUGUUGGCCAAAAGCACCACCGUGGUUCUAGCAUUCAUGGCCACCAAACCAGGAUCAGGUCUUAGGAACUGGGUGGGGAAACGGCUGUCGAUCUGCAUUGUGCUUUCCUGCUGCCUUAUUCAAGCCGCUGUUUGUUCUGUAUGGCUGGCGACCUCUCCUCCAUUUCCAGAUUUUGACAUGCACUCAGUGACUGGAGAAAUUGUACUGCAAUGUAACGAAGGGGCAGUUGCUAUGUUUUACUGUGUCCUGGGCUUUCUGGGCUUUCUGGCGCUUGCUAGUUUCACUGUGGCUUUCCUAGCCAGGGUAUUACCUGACAGUUUUAAUGAAGCCAAAUUCAUCACCUUCAGCAUGUUGGUCUUUUGCAGUGUUUGGCUCUCCUUUGUUCCAACUUAUCUGAGCACAAGAGGAAAACACAUGGUGGCUGUGGAGAUCUUCUCCAUCUUGUCUUCCAGUGCUGGAUUACUGGGUUGCAUUUUCCUCCCUAAAUUAUACAUCAUGAUACUGAAGCCCGAGCUGAAUAAUAGAGAACAGUUACUAAGGAGAAAAAAAGGAGAAACCCCCGAAGAUGAAAACAUCUUUGGACCUGGAGGAGGAGAGGAAGAAUGCCCAUCGCCUUACAUCUAUCAAGCCAGCGCGCUCCUGGUUCCGCUAGCUGAACCGAUAGCUCAGCCGCCAGUCCCAGCGCCAGAUCAACCGGUCCCCAUGCCAAUCAGGGACCCCCAUGCCUGA
Euleptes europaea (tarantolino) is the source of this 2226-nucleotide messenger RNA. Its product is annotated as vomeronasal type-2 receptor 26-like. The coding region runs from base 1 to 2226 and encodes 741 amino acids. NCBI's taxonomy places the organism in Eukaryota, Metazoa, Chordata, Lepidosauria, Squamata, Sphaerodactylidae. Gene Ontology annotation, biological process: G protein-coupled receptor signaling pathway. Gene Ontology annotation, molecular function: G protein-coupled receptor activity. The record is from RefSeq and is a predicted model, not a curated record. Gene Ontology annotation, cellular component: membrane. The transcript has 5 exons.